CUUGCAACCAUUAUCGCCUCACCAGAGUCCGUGCAGACUCCGUAUUCACAUCUUCGGUAACUCAGCUUGGACAGUGCUAGCUUAAUGAAACCUUCAGGCUUCAGAGACUUUCUUCUUCUCAAGGACUUUCAGCAGAAGUCUGAGCCUCCUGUGCAGAGGCCGAAACACAGAGUAUUAUGGCGGUGCUGAGCAGGGGUUUCUGCAGCAUGUGUUGGAGAAGAUUGCCAAAUUAAGGCAAUCGUUGCAAGUGCUCAGGCUGCAAACACCUCGCAUCAACCCACGCAGCGUCUAGUUCCCACCGCAUCAAAUUUUGAGAAUUGAGCGUGCCUGCAUCUGAAAGGCUGAUUUUUCAACUUCAUUUUUGCCAGCCUCUUUGGGGACAGCUUACCAAUCACCAUGGCACAGUCUGCGCUGCUCAAAACGAGCAGCAUUGCCGGGAUUGUCAGGGACAGCAACCACUUGUCACAGCUGGAGUCCACCGCUUCUUUUAGCCCUCUCUCAAGCAAACUCCCAUUCCAGCAUGGAGAGUCCUUCUUAGGAAAUGGAACAGAACUUCGGCAUUGCAAGCCGGUCAAAAAGUUGGUAGAGGCUCCGGAGCGAGCAACAGGUGUCUGCCGUGCGGAGGGGGGGUUUUUGGGGCGGAUAGGCAGAGUUAUCCAGGAAAAGGCAAAGAGUGAUAUUGAUAGGUUGUUGUCGGGCACUGAGAAGACAAGGCAGAAUCUGAAAGUGGUGGAUGAGCUGCUCACAUACUGGAAGUUGGAAGAGUCAGAAAACAUUCUGGAAGAGUUAGAAGAGGCUCUGCUGGUUGCUGACUUUGGCCCACGGACUAGUCUCAAAAUCAUUGAUGCUAUUAGGAAGGACAUCCUGGCUGGGGAGAUCAAAACGGGUGAAGAGAUCAAGACUCGCCUGAAAGAGUCCAUUGUUCGACUACUGACCAAGAAGGCCGGCUCAAGCGAGCUCCGCUUUGCAGCCCAGGCCCCAACGGUCAUCAUGGUCGCCGGUGUCAACGGAGGGGGCAAAACAACGACGAUAGGGAAGUUGACGCACCGGCUGAAGAACGAGGGCAAGACCGUGAUGAUGGCGGCGGGCGACACUUUCCGGGCAGCGGCGGUGGAGCAGCUCGAGAAGUGGGCGGAACGGACGGGGGCCGAGUUCGUCAAGGGGGCGGGAGUCAAGUCGCGGCCGUCAGCAGUGCUUGGACUUGCGUUGACGCAAGCCCGGUCAAAAGCCAACGCCGUCGACGUACUCAUCUGCGACACUUCUGGACGGCUGCACACAAAUACGAACCUGAUGGACGAGUUGAAGGCCUGCAAGCGAGCGCUGGCCAAGCAAAUGCCGGACGCGCCGCAUGAGGUGCUCCUUGUUUUGGACGGGACGACAGGGCUCAACAUGCUGCCGCAGGCGCGGGAGUUCAAUGAGUAUGUCGGGAUCACCGGGUUCGUGCUGACGAAGCUGGACGGGACGUCCAGGGGCGGAUGCGUAGUGAGCGUGGUCGACGAGUUGGGCAUCCCCGUCAAGUUCGUCGGCGUCGGGGAGGCCCUAGAAGACUUGCAACCGUUCGAUGCUGACGCGUACGUAGAGGCACUGUUUCCCAGGAUAUGAGGUGACCCGGUUCUUGUUGGUGCCGCUCAAAAGAUGAUAAUACUUGUGGAACAAAUCUUGUAACAGGCCCUUGUAUACCGUUCAACCAAUAAGAUAGCGACUGCGGCGUUCAAGAGGGAAAGCACUGAGCACUCACAAGUCGUGAAUACGCUUUCCCAUCGAUUGGCUUGUAUGCGACGCCCCGCAAGUAUCCGCAAGCUACGGUUUACCGUCCUGCUUUCACCGAGCAAUUCGUGCUGACUCUGUGAAGGGUUCGAUCCUCAAGC
Klebsormidium nitens is the source of this 1868-nucleotide messenger RNA. The record is from the annotation of a GenBank genome assembly. Lineage: Eukaryota; Viridiplantae; Streptophyta; Klebsormidiophyceae; Klebsormidiales; Klebsormidiaceae.